This is a messenger RNA of Pleurotus ostreatus (oyster mushroom), 1734 nucleotides long. RefSeq lists its product as uncharacterized. The record is from RefSeq and is a predicted model, not a curated record. The transcript has a single exon. Bases 1 to 1734 code for a protein of 577 amino acids. NCBI's taxonomy places the organism in Eukaryota, Fungi, Basidiomycota, Agaricomycetes, Agaricales, Pleurotaceae.
AUGGGAGACCCCAAGUCAAGACACAGACCUAUAAGUUUCGACCGCGCUUUCGCUUCCUCCAUCGCAUACCCCCAUCGCAAGACCCUUCCAGCUGUUCGUAGAAUCGCACUAUGGGAACCAGAGGCCUACGGUAAGCAUCAACAUCUAGAUACUGUCCGAGCCACUCGCAGACCACUGACCGUUAUCUAUAUCAUCAGCGUCUAUCGUCAUCGAGGGAAAUUCUUUGCAAUUUACAACCAUAGCGACUCAUACCCAGCAGGUCUGGGUGUGGAAAUGGUGGAAUCUAUCCCUCGCGACCCCUCUACGUAUGCAACAUGGCUCGAGGAAACGCGGGCGAAGUAUGAUCGCCUCGGCGACGAGACAUCCGAGCGCCCGGGCGCCAAAAGCGACGAUCUGCAAAUCCACGAAACACGGCCGACGACGGAUCUCUUCGUCGAGUACGUAUACGAGAUUGAUCUUGACGAUGAGGUCUUCUGGAUGAACGCGAUGCCCAUGUUCCGCUUGGAUCGAAUGCCGAGCCCAGAGGUGUUUCUCGAAGUGCGCGGACGCGACAGCUAUGGUCAGUACGCGCCGAAGGCGAGCAUGCCAGGCGAGCAUGCAUGCCAAAUCGCCACUCCCUCCCAGACGCCCAGCGAAGAAGACCUCUCAUCAUACACCUCUUUCCUCAAACAUGCGCUAGCACCAUCUCCUCUUGCCGCUGACGUCUGCGCGCUUCUUGGAGUCUCCGAGGAGCCUUCCGCAGGCGAACACAUUCGAAUUGCGUUGUACGAAGUUAUCACAGGGGGGCUGAUGUCCAUCACUGAUUUCAAAACCGUCCUUCUCAACUCGCAACUAGCACGUGCACCACUGACCCACCAACCAUGGAUCACCCAAACUGCGAAAAAGCUCGUCGUGCGUGCCUUCGUACCUAUGGUGUUCCACAGCGAUGUAGAGCUCUCGGUGGAGGACCGCGUCGCGGAGCUGGAAGAUGAGUCGGGGGCGGGAGGGUUGUUGUGGUUGACGUCGGAUGUCUGCUUUGGAGCGGGCUUCCACCUGGACUACGACGACCACCUACGUGCGUCUAUUGGGAAGAUGGUGCGUGACAUUCGUGAGACAUCCCCGGCCAAGGGACUCGUCUACGGUGUCCUUUGCUCGGUUUUCCACAUCGUCAUUGUCAAGGUCGACACGGCUCCCGGGGGAUCAUUCGAACACACCUCCGCUCUGCAAUUUCUACCAUCGCGAUUCGCCGAGUCACCGUCGACGCCAGGCAUCACCGCCUUAUUACGGUUGGCGUUUCGAGAAGAUAGCACGCUGUGCGAGACGGUCCUCAGCAAAUCACCGUUCAAGUCCGAGCCCCAGGCCGAUUCGCCAACAUACGUCGACAGACUUCAGCCGGAACUCGUCGCCCGUGUCGCGUCUUUCAUUCCAGACUUGCGGUCCCUCCUCUCUUUCGCGACGUUGAGCGACAACACGAAAGCUCAAGUGAGCCCCGAAUUCAGGUUUCCGUUCAUCGGUCAUCAUCACCUUCUCGAGGCAUUUGUAAAAGAAGAUCAGUCCCUUCGUCAGCGCCUGAGAAGUAGGUCAUUCGUUACAAGGGAUGACGAUGGUGAUACAAAAGUGUGUCAAAUUAAUGGUGCACGUCUUGUUCGCAUGCCGUGGGAGGACUCGCGCGAAGUAGAGGGUUGCUUCGGGAUGUUUUCGCAUGACACGAAGAAGGCAAACUAUGUGCUCCAGGUAGAAGAGAGAAAAGCGUAG